Molecule: messenger RNA, 4029 nt
Organism: Ctenopharyngodon idella (grass carp)
Lineage: Eukaryota; Metazoa; Chordata; Actinopteri; Cypriniformes; Xenocyprididae
Gene: zdhhc14
Product: zinc finger DHHC-type palmitoyltransferase 14
Exons: 9
Coding region: 765-2258 (497 amino acids)
Biological process (GO): protein targeting to membrane; peptidyl-L-cysteine S-palmitoylation
Cellular component (GO): Golgi apparatus; endoplasmic reticulum
Molecular function (GO): protein-cysteine S-palmitoyltransferase activity
Source: RefSeq, a predicted model, not a curated record
AUGAUUUGAGACGACGCCGCCGUUUAUAGGGUCAUCGUGUGCCGUGAGCUCAUGCAGUUCACGCGGUGAUCUACUCCAUCCACAUCCUGCGCACAGCGAUCCUUCUUCUGUUUCCGUCUUUCUCUCCUUCAUCAUUAUCGAUAUAGAUGAUUAAACACCCACCUCUGUUUGUUUGCUAUUGUAAUAUCCUGCGCACGGCGUCAGAACUAGAUUUUUAGAUGGCGUUCAUGCAAUAAAGACCCUCUCGCGAACGGGAUUACGAGGACAUCGGAAGGACGUUUUUUAACGUAAUAUUCCAAAUCUUUUGAGUGGAUUUAGCGCUUCUGAGCCGCAUCAAAGGAGUUACGAUCUUUGAGACGCGAACAGACAAAGCUACAUUUCUGGGCAUGAUGUCCACAUGCCUCUGUGUCCUGGAGCGCAUCCUGUUGUGUUGAGGAUAGACAUCUGCAAUGAAGGAGUUAUCCAAACAAACAUGUGAACCAAACACUCGGAUCUUAUUCCAUGCCCAUUGGUUUCGGAUGUAAAUAUUAGCAUUUUUAAUGUAAUGCAAUUAAAUCAUUGAAGAUUUCAAUAAAACAUGGAGCUAAGAAAAUGGUUCCUUGAUUACAGUUCCACGCUUUUCUCUGACUGGGUUGUGUAAUGUUUUCUCCAUCAGAUCAGAGAUGUUUCUUCAAGACCCUGCUGUCUCGUUCGUUCCUUGAGGAUAUUUGAAUUACUGAUUCACGUGUGUUGCUUUAAAGCUUUAUUUUAUCGCUGGUGGGUAAAUGACAGGCAACAUGCAUCUUGGGGUAGAGGAGCCCAUCCGGGAGUGCCAGUACAAUCAGAUCUGUACACACAACUCCUCACCCAUGGACACCCCACACAGCAAGAAAAGGAAGAUCAAAAGGAAAUGGCAGGUUUUUCCAGGCCGAAAUAAGUUUUACUGCAACGGGCGGAUCAUGAUGGCAAAGCAGACCGGGGUCUUCUACCUUACCAUGGUUCUUAUUUUGGUGACCAGUGGCCUCUUCUUUGCCUUUGACUGCCCAUUCCUGGCAUCAAACCUGACUCCUGCCAUUCCAGCCAUCGGAGGAGUGCUGUUCGUCUUUGUGAUGGGAAUGCUCCUCCGGGCGAGCUUCAGCGACCCGGGCGUCCUGCCUAGGGCCACACCAGAGGAAGCAGCAGACAUCGAGAGGCAGAUAGAUGCAACCAAUGGCCCGAGCGGCCCAGGCUACAGACCACCACCCAGAACCAGAGAGGUGGUCAUUAACGGUCAAACAGUCAAGCUCAAAUACUGUUUUACCUGCAAGAUCUUCCGACCGCCGCGGGCCUCACACUGCAGCCUGUGUGACAACUGCGUGGAGAGAUUUGAUCAUCACUGCCCGUGGGUGGGCAACUGUGUGGGGAGGAGGAACUAUCGGUUCUUCUACCUGUUCAUCCUCUCACUCUCCUUCCUCACCAUCUUCAUCUUUGCCUUUGUCAUCACGCACGUAAUACUGAGAUCCAACAGGACUGGCUUUCUUAGUGCUCUCAAAGACAGCCCUGCUAGUGUUCUGGAAGUGGUGGUGUGCUUUUUCUCCGUCUGGUCCAUCGUGGGACUGUCAGGGUUCCAUACCUACCUGAUCAGCUCCAAUCAGACCACCAACGAAGAUAUCAAAGGUUCAUGGUCAUCCAAACGAGGCAAAGGCAACUACAACCCCUACAGCUACGGAAACUUUAUCACCAACUGCUGCGCUGCACUGUGUGGACCUCUACCGCCGAGUUUGAUUGACAGAAGAGGUUUUGUCCUACCAGACACCCCGCAGCCUGCGGCCCAGACAAACGGCACCGGCGCCUGCCCCUCCAAUCAAGUCCAGAGUCACAUGUGUGCUCAAGACCAGUGCAUUCAGAGCACCAAAUUCGUUUUGCAGGCUGCCACCAACCCGCUGCUCCAUAGUCAGCCCGUCAUUCUGGGUGGAGGCCCUGCCCUCCAGGCCAAGACCUCUCUGGGCGGCCCAUGCUCCACUCUGAGCCCCUCUCAGCCCUCGCUGCCCUCCUCUAUCCCCGGCCUCAGCUGUGGAGGAGAGCUGAUGGCCCUGCGAGACUCUGAGAUCCACUGUCACCAUCACCUACACCAUCAACAUUUCAUCAGUCCAGAGGAGACGCCCUCCCCACCUGCAGCUCUGCCCUGCGCCACCCAUCUGGGUCACCAUGUUCACCCGGCACAGCUCUUCGACCCGGUCAGCCAGGACUCGCUUCAUGAAGACUCAGUGCGGGGUUUGGUGAAGCUGAGUUCAGUGUGAGCUGUUUUAAUGCCGUCCCGCUGAACUGGACCACAAGCCAUACGGUACUUUAGACACAAACAACAGCUUCUCCUGGAUGUUUCUGAUACUUUAAUGGAGGCAGCCGCCCCGAACAAAUUCCUGAGUACCAAGUGAGGACCAAAGCUAGUCUUCCAGCUGUGUUUUUUUUUUUUUUUGUAUUCUUUUUUUAUGGAAGCUUAUUUCCACCACAGAAUAAAAAUAUAAAAAAGGUAAUUGCAACUUUCUCACACAAUUCUGAUUUUGAUUAAUCUUUUCUCACAAUUGCAAGUUUACAUCUCACAUUUCUGACUUUUUUUCUCAGAAUUCUGCAUGUGUAUGGUCUGGUCAGGUGUCAGAACUUUUGUGGGAAAAAAAGCUGAAUUGUGAGAUGUAAAAUAAGAAUUCUGGGGAAAAAAGGCUGAACUGCGAGAUGUAAACUCAGAAUUUCGAGAAAAAAAAGGCUAAAUUGUGAAAUGUAAACUCAAAAUUCCAAGAAAAAGGCUAGACUGCAAGAUGUAAACUUAGAAUUGCAAGAAAAAAGUCUGAAUUGCGAGAUGUAAACUCAGAAGUCCCAGGAAAAAAGGCUGAAUUGCGAGAUAAAAUGCGCAAUUCUGAGGGGAAAAAAAGUCAUAAGAAUGUCAUGAUUACCAUAUUUAUAUAUUUAUUCAGUGACAGAAAUUAGCUUCCAUGUUUUUUCUAUAGAGCGCAACAGUGACCGCACCGUUUUUUCGUUCAAGUAUUUUUCCCAUUCAUUUCUCUAUAAAGAUUUCAAAAAAGAAAUCAAAGCCUUAAACCAAACCAACCAGCUCGGAUAUGAAUAAUUACGAACUUAGAUUUGAAGAAAAAAUAUUAAAAAUGGAAAGGUACAAAAGGGCAUGAACUACUCCUCCCAUGAAGCAUUGUGAACGACAUAAAUAAGAAACUAUGGAAUAAUAUAAAACAACAGCUUUUAACUUCAUUACAAAAUAUUCUGACUGUUUUGUAAUUCACAAUGCUGCAUUGCAGUGACAGAUCAUUGCUGAGCCCUUUUGCAGUGAUUUACGUUUCCAUAGUAACAGUGACUCCUCUGGUUGGUUUCUUUCUAUUCAAGAUUACAGUGUAGGGGAAUUUGGCUAUUAAAAAAAUCGUUUAAAAAGAUGUUGAAAUCACAGACUUAUGGCUUCUCCAGCAGCAUAUACCAUAUCUUAACAUUUGAAAGGCUCUUAAAAGGUUUAUGUGCUAUAUUAGGGUUAGAAUUCAAUUCCUCUAUGGAGAAAAUAAAUGGGAGUUUUACUUCUGGAAGCUGACUGUUGUGCUCUUGAGUGGGCUUCGCCUUUUUUUUUGAGCUGUCAGACAGCCCAUAAGCGGGAUCAUUUCGUAUGGACAGUGUUCCUGUGUGAUCUGUUCAUUUGUGGUCCUCAAGUAUUCCCUGAGCUGGUGAGAUGACAGAGAAUCACUUCAGUGUUCGUCUGUUUGUACAGCCUGUGAUUCAGACUCUCACAAACUCAUCUGUCCCAAAGUCUGCCACGUUUGGUCAUACAGUGAUAGAGACAGACAACUUUAAUGCGACGUCACUGCCUUUAUCUCUCUCGGGGGUUCUGUCGACAAUAUUAGUGGUAUUAUCUAUGAUAAUUAUGCUUUGGUUAUAUAUUUGGUUAUAUAUUGCAUCAAAUUUAAACCAGGUGCCAACACAUUAUGGUCAUGUGAUUAUGUGCCAAAAUGCAGUUUACUGGUUUUCAGCUACAAAAGUGGAAUAUUGUGGAUGUUAAUAAAUUCACAACUUUUUAAAAAA